AUGUGGGUCUCUGGUUGGCCCGCGCUGGGUGUGACGUGGACCGCGCUGGGCGCGAUACUCGUUGUAACUUGUUUUUGGGUUCUUGAGGCUGCGCUGAGCGCGACCUUUAUCGCGCUGGGUGUGAGACUCCUUGGGAGUCUCUGCCUUGUGGGCGCUGGGCGCAAUCCCGAAUUGCGUUGGGCGCGAGACCAAGGGGUGGUCUCUGCCUUACCCGCGCUGAGCGCUGGUUGUUGUUUGGCCGAGAGAGCUGCAGCUGGUGGAGCAAGACCCACGGGGUCACUGGAAAGCCGGGACCUGGCUGAGUUCCGGAAGUGUCAUCCCCCACAGUUUACAGGUGAAGCGGAUCCAGAGGUAGCUGACCGCUGGAUACGUGAGCUAGAGAAGAUCUUUAAUGUUCUAGGGUGUUCUCCAGAGAAGAGGUUGGCAUAUGCUAUGUAUAUGCUGGUAGGAGAGGCCGAACAUUGGUGGAGAAACACUUGCCAGAUGCUUGCUGCUCGGGGAGUUACAGUUGAUUGGGAGUGUUUCAGGACCGUAUUCAUGGAGAAGUAUUAUCUGGAGAGCGUGAGGCACGCCAAGGAGGCCGAGUUUUUGCAAUUGCAUCAGGGUGGGUUAUCUGUAUCAGAGUAUGCAUUGAGGUUCGAGCACUUGGCUCGUUUUUAUUCACAGGCUAUUUCUGAAGCCUGGAAGUGCAGAAAAUUUGCGGAAGGGCUAAAGUAUGAGUUGAAGAAGGUGGUGGUGCCUAUGGCCAUCACCGAGUUUCCUGCCUUAGUAGAGAAGGCGAAGAUUGUAGAGAGGUUAGAAGGGAGUAACCGGGUGAUCAGAGCUGUUGAGGGACCAUCUGGGUCCAAGAGAGGAAGUGGAAGUCAGGGGAAGCUGUAUGAUAGGCCCCAGCCACAGCAAAGGGGUCCUGUUAUUAGGCAACCUGCUGAGACUGCCAGAGGAGGAGGACAGGGUGGAGGUGCUGCCCUUAGGUGUUACAGGUGUGGCGGAUCCCAUUUGAUCAGGGAUUGUCCACACACUGAGAGCAGAUGUUUCAGAUGUCAGCAGAUGGGCCAUGUGUCUUUCAACUGUCCCACCAGGAGUAGACUGGAGAGGAGCACUCAGAGGAGCGAUGCACAGAGAGCUGAUACUCAGAGGAGUAAUGUGUAG
This is a messenger RNA of Cajanus cajan (pigeon pea), 1149 nucleotides long. RefSeq lists its product as uncharacterized. The record is from RefSeq and is a predicted model, not a curated record. Lineage: Eukaryota; Viridiplantae; Streptophyta; Magnoliopsida; Fabales; Fabaceae. Gene Ontology annotation, molecular function: zinc ion binding; nucleic acid binding.